Messenger RNA from Tupaia belangeri chinensis (Chinese tree shrew), 3966 nucleotides. It is a transcript of the gene SLC25A27, whose product is annotated as solute carrier family 25 member 27. Lineage: Eukaryota; Metazoa; Chordata; Mammalia; Scandentia; Tupaiidae. The coding region runs from base 874 to 1893 and encodes 339 amino acids. The transcript is spliced from 8 exons. The record is from RefSeq and is a predicted model, not a curated record.
AAAACUUCUCAGAUUCAUAUUUCGAUAAAAUAUUGCAUGUAAGCUAUUCUGUUUGAGGGAACCUACCCACAAGAUACUAACUUCCAAAGACCAGUGAUAAGAUUUAAUAUUUUCUUCUCCUCCGACUCUGUUUUCUUUUUGGGAAAAGCAUACAAGGAUUUUGUAUCAGGUCAUUGAAAGUCUUACGUAGUGUCGGUAAUGUUCAUGAAUGUGUCUGAAUGUUAUUAUUUGUGUAUACAAGUUUAUGAGCUUGAUCCGUCUUAUUUGAGUCAAUUAGGCUAGCUCAGUUUUAAGGUCUAUAAUUUACAAUGUAAACAAAAUACUUUUACAAAUUCAACUGGUACUUAUAAGCAGGCCAUGAGUAAGCCAUGCAUGCAAAUUAUCAGUGCCAGAGAAACAAUAGGUAUUUUAAUUGAAAGAGUAUUGAGCAUGCCACUCUCAUAUAUAAAAGAUGACAUUAAUUAUAUACUCCAUUGUAUCUUCUGUAUCUCAAACAUCAGGUCAGUGUUUCAUCUAUAUGUGAACAUCACUUAUGAAAUGAUAUAAUUCACCUUUGUCUAGCAUUUUCCAAAGUACACAAAAGUAUAUAGUACGAUAUCCUAUAGUUACAUCAGAUUUUAAACAAUCAUGGUUGCAGUCAAGAGACUAAAUUAUUUCCCACUGGAAAGUAAAAUGAAGCAAAAAAAAAGAAAAGAAAACUAAAUAGAUUUCAGACUGAAAUUUCUAAGGAAAAAAGAAUCUAAGGCUUGUUUCUUUUCAAUUUUUCUACUGGUGAUCUGGGAUGCUGAGGUGCAGUGAUUCCUAAAUUUGGUCCUGUGUGAAUGUCAACUGAUUCUAUACGCUUAUCAACCUACUGAAUUAGAAUUUAGGAGCAUGGGGCUAGGAAAUGUGUACUUUUUAACAGUCUUCUUAGCUAAUUAUCAUAUAUUUUUAAAUGUUAGAACCCCUGUUGUUGGGGAAAAUAUUAGUCCUAUGAUUUCAAGAUUUUUGUUUGCUUCUCUGAAUUUUGCGGGGGUUUCCCCUCAUUUGCUUUCUUUGUUAGCAACCUUUCCCCUUGAUCUCACAAAAACUCGACUCCAAAUGCAAGGAGAAGCUGCUCUUGCUCGGUUGGGAGAUAGUGCAAGAGAACCUGCUCCCUAUAGGGGCAUGGUGCGCACAGCCCUGGGGAUUGUUCAAGAGGAAGGCUUUCUAAAGCUUUGGCAAGGAGUGACGCCCGCCAUUUACAGACACGUAGUGUACUCUGGAGGUCGAAUGGUCACGUAUGAACACCUUCGAGAGGUUGUAUUUGGCAAAAGUGAAGAUAAACAUUAUCCCCUUUGGAAGUCGGUCAUUGGAGGGAUGAUUGCUGGUGUUAUUGGCCAAUUUUUGGCCAACCCAACUGACCUAGUAAAGGUUCAGAUGCAAAUGGAAGGAAAAAGGAAACUAGAAGGAAAACCACUGCGAUUUCGUGGUGUGCAUCAUGCAUUUGCAAAAAUCUUAGCUGAAGGAGGAGUACGUGGGCUUUGGGCAGGCUGGGUACCCAAUAUACAAAGAGCUGCGCUGGUAAAUAUGGGAGAUUUAACCACAUAUGAUACAGUGAAACACUACUUGGUGUUGAAUACACCCCUUGAGGAUAAUAUCAUGACACAUGGCUUGUCAAGUUUAUGUUCUGGACUGGUAGCUUCUAUCCUGGGAACACCGGCUGAUGUCAUCAAAAGCCGAAUAAUGAAUCAACCACGAGAUAAACAAGGAAGGGGACUUUUGUAUAAGUCAUCAACUGACUGCUUGAUUCAGGCUGUUCAGGGUGAAGGAUUCAUGAGUCUCUAUAAAGGCUUUUUACCAUCUUGGCUACGAAUGGUAAAACCCCUUGGUCACUGGUGUUCUGGCUUACUUAUGAAAAAAUCAGAGAACUGAGUGGAGUCAGUCCAUUUUAAGCCUUUAAAGAUACAGCCCUUAAAGAUACAAUGUUCAGUAUUAUUGAAAUCUGGGCAUCUACAACACACCCCCCCUAUUACUUCUACCUCUUUAGGAAGAGACCUUACUCCACAGAGACUAUGAUUUCUAGGGGGCAGCACUUUAUUUUUCUCUGGAAUUCGAGUUAUCUUUGACUCCUCCUCUUGUCCGAAAGAGGUUUGGUCGGAGCUCACAAGGCCAUCCAGUGAGACCCAGCACAACAUUUUUUAAAGAACUGAACCUUGACCACUUUCACCUUGAGCAAGAAGGUUUGGCCUUUGAGGUGCUGUUCUGUGCUGAAGAGCCUGCUGAGAGGAGGAGUGCCAGGAGAGAAGCAGCAUCUCAGAUCUGAAGCAGAUAACAGGAAUGUGGAAGAAUGCUUAUGUAACACUUAAGAAUUACAUUCGAUCUGUAUAUCAGUAUUCAUAAUUGAAGGUUGAUGGUUUGGUUUUAUGUUACUAUUAAAUUGUGCAUAUUGUCAUUUAAAGGGAGGCAAAUGAAAAUACAUGAAUAAACAUUGUGAGUUUCCCUAGUGUUGAAGGAAGUUGACGUACCUUUUCUUGCCAGGAAGAUGGAAAAAAAGAGUCAGAUUGUGAUGAUGUUUGAAUUUCAAGGAAACAAUCUGCUUUCUGUCAGUUUCCCAUCAUUAGAUCUGUGUUCACUGGUGAGCACUCCACUGCAUGUACUACUAACUUCCCCUGACAGCCACAGACUCUGGCCUUGAUAAAAACAGAGAAGAGCGUUAGUCUCAUUACAUAAGCUGUUACAACUCAGAUUUGUCACUAGCUAGCUCUCAAGAAUCUUGAUAUGUGAGAAUUGUAACUUAUUUGAUUAAAACUAACUGUGAAUCCUUUUACAAAAUAUCUUCUGUUACCAUCAGCUUUUUGAUGGUAUCUUAAAAGCAAGGCUGAUAUGAAGUCAGACAAUUCUGACAUGUUCUUUCUUGUCUCCAUUCUCUAACACUAAAGGUGAGAGAGACAGAGAGGCAGAAAGAACUCAGAAGUCAAAGCGAAACUAUCAGUAGCCUGAAUCUUAGUUUGACAAAGCUUCUUGCUUAAAAAGUGAUAUGUAUCAACUGUCUAUGAUAUAUAGUUAUGCCACCAACCUUUGACUCAAAUCUCUUUUCUUAUUUUAAAAAGAUAGAUAUAUUCAGGCUUACCUACAUACCACCAGCUCUCCUAGCCUCAGACAGUGGGUAUUUCUGGAUAGAUGGCUGCAGUUAUAGGUAAAGAUUGUAACUCUUCAAAUAGAAAAACUCAGUAAGUUCAGGCCCAAGACUGACCUUGGAGCUAACUAGUUUUUAUGAUGGACUGGAUGAUGUUGAAUAGAAACAAAUUUAUAAGUGCUCUGUGGCGGCACUAAUGUAUAAUCACUGCCAUUUUGAAAGGGGGAAGUACACAUUAAAAUAUAUUUUAAUGUGAUGUAUUAAUAUGCAGUGGCUUAUUGUUUGUCUAUGUCGUUCUAGAAUGUGGAGUUUAAUUUCUUCAAAUAUUUAGGUGGUCUACUUUUCCAUUGCAUUUGUCAAUCUGUAAUUGAAUUAUUAAAUAUAUUUAAUAUUUAUGAUGUGUUUAAGUUCCCAAGUGUUAUACACUGAACCACAUUGGGAAAAUUUUGGAUUUUUAUGUUUUGUUAACUUUAAAAAACAAGUAAAGAGUGGAUCAAAAUAAUUACAUGCCAAAUGGACCAUGAAAAAAUUGAUUUAGCUUUAUUCUUUCAGGGACUUGGAAUGAAAACAUUGUUUAAGUAUUGACACUAUUAGUUGGUAUCUGGAUCACUGCAUAAAACUGGAAUUUUUAACCUGAAAUGAUUCCCUGGGGUCUAGUUUCACCCUCUUAAUUUGCCUGUUAGGAAACUCAGGCCCAGAAAAGUAGAGUUAUUCAUGUUUAGAAAUGACUGAGUAGCAGAGUCAGGACAAAAAUACAGGUCUCCUAACUGUUGUUUAUCACCACGCACAGUUAUUGAACACUAAUUAUGUUCCACAUAAAUGUCAUAUGUCAUCUGCUCAACAACCCAAUUCAGUGCUCUUGAGCCUUC